AUGGAAAACCACUUUGGCUCCCUGGAGACAAACAACUUCCACCCUUUUACUCCUGAAUCUCUGGAAGCCAUUGAAAGGCUGAUUGCAUACGAGAAACUUCAGAAGGUGGAGGAGAAGGAACAUGAGGAAGAGGAGAAGAAAGAGUCAGAGGCCAAAGUUGAGAAGCCCCGACCCCAAUUGGACCUAAAAGCCUAUAACCAGUUGCCCAAGUUCUAUGGCGAGCUUCCCCCAGAAUUGGUAGGGGAGCCACUGGAGGACCUGGACCCCUUUUACAGAAAUCGCAGGACAUUUAUAGUCCUAAACAAGGGGAGGACCAUCUUCCGGUUCAGUGCAACACGGGCUUUGGGGCUGCUCAGUCCUUUCCAUCCUGUCAGGAGAAUCGCCAUCAAAAUAUCGGUCCAUUCCCUGUUCAGUUUCCUCAUCAUGGUGACGAUUAUGGUCAACUGUGUGUUUAUGACCCAGAGUGAAACCCCACGGACUGUUGAAUAUGUCUUCACAGGUAUUUACACAUUUGAAUCCUUAAUAAAAAUAGUGGCCCGAGGAUUUUGUCUGAAUGAAUUCACCUACCUUCGAGAUCCAUGGAAUUGGCUGGAUUUUAGUGUAAUUUCCCUGGCGUACAUCGCUGAAGUUAUACCCCUACAUGGAGUUUCAGCUCUAAGAACUUUCAGAGUAUUCCGGGCUCUGAAAACAGUUUCAGUAAUCCCAGGUUUAAAGGUCAUCGUGGGUGCCCUGAUCCACUCCGUGAAGAAGCUUGCAGAUGUCAUGAUACUGACGGUCUUCUGCCUCAGUGUCUUUGCUCUUGUGGCCUUGCAGCUCUUUAAGGGCAAUCUCAGGCACAAAUGCACUAAGAACUGCACGUUCUUUAAUGUGACCAGUGAUCCCUAUGGCGAAAACAAGGAGUGGGAUUUCUGCAAAAAUGACUCCGGUAAAUCUUCUGUGUAUUUGAAGCCUGGCACAAAGGAUCACCUACUCUGUGGCAAUGGCUCCGAAGCCGGGAGCUGUCCCAAAGGCUAUUUCUGCCUAAAGACAGGAAGAAAUCCCGAUUUUGACUACACCAGUUUCGACUCCUUUGGCUGGGCUUUCCUGGCCCUGUUCCGCCUGAUGACACAGGAUUACUGGGAGCGGCUCUACCAGCAGACGCUGAGAGCAUCUGGGAAAAUUUACAUGCUCUUUUUCGUGCUAGUCAUUUUCCUGGGAUCCUUCUAUCUGGUCAACUUGAUCCUGGCAGUUGUGACCAUGGCUUAUGAAGAGCAGAAUGUAGCCACAAUGGCUGAAAUAGAAGCAAAGGAAAAGAAGUUUCAGGAGGCCCUUGAGAUGCUCAGGAAAGAGCAGGAGGUCCUGGCUGCCAUGGGGAUUGACACGGGCUCACUUCUUUCCUUUGAAAUGUCACCCCUAGCCUCCAAAAAUGCCAAAGAAAGAAGAAACAAGAUGAAUCAAAGGAAAUCUGAUGAUUCCAUGGAGGAUGCCAGCUACCACCACCCGAGAAAGACGUCUUUCCUUAGCAUUAACUAUGGCAAUUCAGGCAAGAGAAGGUACAGCUAUGGAAACUUUAAUCUCAAGAGUCAAGAUGGUCUGGACUCUGUCUUUACCGAUGAUGAGAAAAUCACCAAUAAGGAGAAUGAGAGUCGUCGAGGGUCCUUGCUUUUGUCACAUAUGGGGCGGCGCAUGAGUAUGCAAAACCAAAGGAUUGCCUCAUCUCAACCUCCCAUGCCCACCUCCAGGCAGGAUGGCAAAGAGCCAAGCAACCCUGGAGAAUGCAACGGGAAGCCUUCUUUGUUUGGUGGAGACCCUACUUCUGGGAAUGUCACAUCCUCAGGGGUGACUGAAACAUCUGAAAAAGUAGAUAUGACUUCUGAAGAAGGCAGAAAGAAGAAUGCACUGGCAGCUCACACCUUGUCUGCAGAGUAUUUUGAUGAACCAUUCCGAGUGAAAAGGGCAGUGAGUGUAGUCAGUAUCAUUACUUCUGUCCUCGAGGAACUUGAAGAAUCUGAGCAGAGGUGCCCCCCUUGCUGGAUCCGCUUUGCUCGGAAGUAUCUGAUUUGGGAAUGCUGUGAGCCCUGGGUGAAGUUCAAGGAUCUGAUAUCAAAUAUCGUGAUGGACCCUUUCACAGAGCUCGUCGUCACCCUCUGCAUUGUGACCAACACCCUGUUCAUGUCCAUGGAACACUAUAAUAUGACCUCAUCCUUUUCUUCGAUGCUCCAAAUGGGCAACAUAUUCUUCACAGUGAUUUUCACUGCUGAGAUGGUGCUCAAGAUCAUCGCCUUACAUCCCUACUAUUACUUCCAAAGGAGUUGGAAUAUCUUUGACAGCAUCAUUGUCACCUUGAGCCUGGUGGAGCUGGGUCUGCCCCAAAAAGCAAGCUUGUCAGUGCUCCGCUCCUUCAGGCUGCUGAGGGUCUUCAAGCUGGCCAAGUCCUGGCCGACCUUGAACAACCUCAUCAAGAUCAUUGGCAACUCCGUGGGGGCUUUGGGCAACCUCACCCUGAUCCUGGCCAUCAUCGUCUUCAUCUUUGCCGUGAUUGGAAUGCAGCUGUUUGGGAGCAACUAUGAAAAAUUCCGUGAUCCUGACACAGGGCACCUGCCUCGCUGGCAUAUGAAGGACUUCUUCCAUUCUUUUCUCAUUGUAUUCCGAAUCCUCUGUGGGGAAUGGAUUGAGACUAUGUGGGACUGUAUGGAAGCAUCUGGGGUAUACAUGUGCCUCAUCGUCUUCUUAAUGGUGAUGGUGCUAGGGAACCUGGUGGUCCUAAACUUGUUCAUUGCCUUGCUGCUGAAUUCCUUCAGUGCUGACAACCUCGCCUCAGAAGAUGAUGGAGAACUGAACAACCUGCAGGUAGCCCUUGCCAGGAUUCAGAAGUUUCUGCAUCUCACAGUGCAGGCCAUUCGGGACUUCUGGAGCAGAAAGCUCAGGGCUUCGAAGGCUAAAGAGGAGAAGCAGAAGGCGCUGGUGAAAAUGGCCCUCUCAGAAUCUGGGGCCCCAAACCAUGUGGCUGCCCAAGUGCUCACCACUGUUGGGAGUGUCAAAGACAACCCAGCUCCCAAUGGGCUGGCCUUGGAGUUGACCGAGUGCCCCAUCAAUGACCCUGUAAACUUCAUGACCAACAGCAACAUGGAGAUCUCAGUCCCGAUGGCUGUGGCAGAAUCUGAUAUUGAAGAUGAGGAGGAGGAGGAGGAGGAGGAGGAUCCAGAUGGGAAGGAAUCAAAAGGAGAUGUCACGAGUUGCUCUGAAGGCAGCACUGUGGACAUCCAUGAUCCAGAGAUAAUACUAAAGAAAAUCACAGAUCUUAGUGAGAACUUGGAGGAACCUGAGGAUUGCUUCACAGAGGACUGUGUUCGGCUCUGUCCCUGCUGCACUGUGGACACAGGAAGGUUUCCUGGAUCUGUCUUCUGGAACCUGAGAAAAACCUGCUAUCGUAUUGUAGAACACAAUUGGUUUGAGAGUUUUAUCAUCUUUAUGAUUCUGCUGAGCAGCGGAGCCCUGGCUUUUGAAGACAUCUAUCUGGAGAACAGGCGCACACUGAGGAACAUCCUGGACUUUGCUGAUCUGGUGUUCACUUACAUCUUUAUCCUCGAGAUGCUGCUGAAGUGGGUGGCCUAUGGCUUCAAGACCUACUUCACCAAUGCCUGGUGCUGGCUGGACUUCCUCAUCGUGGAUGUUUCAAUGAUAAGCCUCAUAGCACAUACACUUGGCUACGAUGACAUUGGUCCCAUUAAAUCCCUCCGGACGCUCCGGGCACUGAGACCCCUGAGAGCACUGUCACGAUUUGAAGGCAUGAGGGUGGUUGUAGAUGCCCUGGUUGGUGCAAUCCCUUCCAUCAUGAAUGUCCUUCUGGUUUGUCUUAUCUUCUGGCUCAUUUUCAGCAUCAUGGGAGUGAAUCUCUUUUCAGGAAAAUUUAGCAGAUGCGUUAACAUCACCCUGGAAGACUUCACCCCUGUGGAUGUGUCCAUUGCCAAUAACAGGAGCCAAUGUGAUGACCAGAAUAGCUCAGGUCUCUUCUGGGACACUGUGAAAGUCAACUUUAAUAAUGUGGGAAUAGGUUACCUUGCUCUCCUGCAGGUGGCAACAUUUAAAGGGUGGAUGGACAUCAUGUAUGCUGCUGUGGAUUCCCGGAAGCAAGAGGAGCAGCCCCAGUGGGAGGCCAACGUGUACAUGUACCUAUAUUUUGUCAUCUUCAUCAUCUUCGGGGGCUUCUUCACACUGAACCUCUUUGUUGGAGUCAUAAUCGACAAUUUCAAUCAACAAAAGAAAAAGAUAAGUGGUCAAGACAUAUUCAUGACUGAAGAACAGAAGAAAUAUUAUAAUGCCAUGAAAAAACUAGGAUCCAAGAAACCUCAAAAACCAAUCCCAAGACCUCCGAACAAAUACCAAGGCUUCGUGUUUGAUAUUGUAACCAAACAAGCCUUUGACGUGGCCAUCAUGGUCCUCAUCUGCCUUAAUAUGAUCACCAUGAUGGUAGAAACAGAUAACCAGAGUGAGGAGAAGACCAGAAUCCUCAACCGGAUCAACCAGUUCUUCGUUGCUGUCUUCGCAGCAGAGUGUGUCCUGAAGAUGUUUGCCCUGAGACAUUACUAUUUCAUCAAUGGGUGGAAUAUCUUUGAUUUAAUUGUUGUGAUCCUCUCAGUUGCAAGCUUGGUAUUUUCGGGCAUUAUGAAGUCGCUUGAAAGUUAUUUUUCGCCUACGCUCUUCAGAGUCAUCCGCCUGGCCCGGAUCGGCCGCAUCCUCCGGCUGAUCCGAGCGGCAAAAGGGAUUCGCACGCUGCUUUUUGCCCUCAUGAUGUCCCUCCCUGCCCUCUUCAACAUCGGCCUGCUGCUCUUCCUGGUCAUGUUCAUCUACUCCAUCUUCGGCAUGGCCAAUUUCGCCUACGUGAAGCAGGAGGCCGGGAUUGACGAUAUGUUCAACUUCCAGACUUUCGCCAACAGCAUGCUCUGCCUCUUCCAGAUCACCACAUCUGCUGGUUGGGACGGGCUCCUCAGCCCCAUCCUCAACACCGGGAAGCCGUACUGUGACCCAGAUGCAGGAAGCACCAAUAAGACCCGAGGAAACUGUGGAAACCCCACAAUAGGGAUCGCCUUCUUUGUCAGUUACAUCAUCAUCUCCUUCCUGAUCGUGAUCAAUAUGUACAUCGCCGUCAUCCUCGAGAACUUCAACGUGGCCACAGAAGAGAGCGCGGAGCCAUUGAGUGAGGAUGAUUUCGACAUGUUCUACGAGACCUGGGAGAAGUUCGACCCGGAGGCCACUCAAUUCAUUAAGUUUUCAGCUCUUUCAGAUUUUGCAGAUGCUCUGACAGGACCACUGCGCAUUCCAAAACCCAACCAGAAUGUACUCAUCCAGAUGGACCUGCCUUUGGUCACAGGGGACAAGAUUCACUGUUUAGACAUCUUAUUUACCUUUACCAAGAGAGUGCUGGGAGAAUCUGGGGAGAUGGACACACUGAAGGCCCAGAUGGAGGAAAAGUUCAUGGCUGCUAAUCCUUCUAAAGAUUCUUAUGAACCAAUUGCAACUACUCUGAGAUCAAAACAGGAAAAUCUGUCUGCUGUCAUCAUACAAAGGGCCUACAGAAAUUACCUCAUGCACCACUCCUUAAGACAGGUCACCACUGUAUGUCCAAAUGAUGCUGGUGAACGGCCUUGUGUGCAGGCCACUGAAGAUGAAGCCUUGAUUGAAUUCAUGAUGAAGGAAAACAGUGAGCUUCCAGACAAAUCAGAAACUGCUUCGACCAUGUCUUUUCCCCCAUCUUAUGACAGCGUCACCAGAGGGCUCAGUGAGGAAGGCCAACUAGAUACAUCCAACACUGGCCUAAAGGAGGAAGAUGGUAGCUAUGACCAGCUAUCUCAGGACUUGGACAAGGCAUCAUCAAUGUAG
Messenger RNA from Trichosurus vulpecula (common brushtail), 5859 nucleotides. RefSeq names its product sodium channel protein type 10 subunit alpha-like. Gene Ontology annotation, biological process: regulation of heart rate; sodium ion transmembrane transport; neuronal action potential. The transcript has 27 exons. The record is from RefSeq and is a predicted model, not a curated record. Gene Ontology annotation, molecular function: voltage-gated sodium channel activity involved in cardiac muscle cell action potential. Gene Ontology annotation, cellular component: voltage-gated sodium channel complex; plasma membrane; axon. Bases 1 to 5859 code for a protein of 1952 amino acids. NCBI's taxonomy places the organism in Eukaryota, Metazoa, Chordata, Mammalia, Diprotodontia, Phalangeridae.